CUAGUCUCUCGUUUCCAGAUAGAGGGAUAAUAGUUCAGUCCGCUACAGUACAAGAACACAUCAAUGGCGGUAGUGUCCACCUCAGUCGGCGGCGCCGCGGUCACCAGCCAGUUGACUCAGUUCUCCGGCCUCCGCAGAUCCUUCCUCAAGCUCGACACCUCCAACUCCAACUCAACUCAGGCGUUUUUCCGAAAUGUCAACUCGCAUCUCCACCUUGCCUCCUCGAGUAGAGGGUGCCGUGGUGUCGUUACCAUGGCAGGCUCCGGAAAGUUCUUUGUUGGUGGAAAUUGGAAAUGUAAUGGAACUAAAGACUCCAUAAGUAAGCUUGUUUCUGAAUUGAACAGUGCAACAUUGGAAUCUGAUGUUGAUGUUGUGGUAGCUCCUCCAUUCGUCUACAUUGAUCAAGUGAAGAACUCGUUAUCUGAUAGGAUAGAGAUUUCUGCCCAGAAUUGUUGGAUCGGGAAGGGUGGUGCUUUUACUGGAGAAAUCAGCGUGGAACAACUGAAAGACCUUGGAUGCAAGUGGGUUAUUCUGGGCCACUCUGAGCGGAGACAUAUAAUUGGAGAAGAUGAUCAAUUCAUCGGGAAGAAGGCUGCAUAUGCCUUAAACCAGGGUGUAGGAGUGAUAGCGUGUAUUGGCGAGUUAUUGGAAGAAAGAGAAGCUGGAAAAACUUUUGAUGUUUGCUUUCAGCAGAUGAAGGCUUAUGCUGAUGCGGUUCCGAGUUGGGAUAACAUUGUCAUUGCCUAUGAGCCCGUAUGGGCGAUUGGAACUGGAAAAGUGGCUACACCAGCGCAGGCUCAGGAGGUGCACGUAGCCAUUCGGGAUUGGCUGAGUAAGAAUGUAUCUGCAGAAGUUGCUUCUAAAACACGUAUUAUUUACGGAGGUUCGGUAAAUGGAGGCAACUGUGCUGAACUUGCAAAACAAGAAGAUAUUGAUGGAUUUCUUGUGGGUGGUGCAUCCCUAAAGGGUCCUGAAUUUGCCACUAUUAUUAACUCCGUGACUUCAAAGAAGGUUGCUGCAUGAUAUUUGGAUCAACACAGAGUAUGCUCACAGAACCAGUUGUAGUAGAACUAUCUCACGGCUAAAGUCACGUGCUAUUCCCUUUCGUGGUAGAUCACCUCUUCCCAUGUCCUCCAUUAACAUGAAGUGAUUGUUUUGCUCCAUCUGUUUCCUAACAAACACUACCGUGUAAUGGACGACAAAGUUCACUACAAUAAUGUUUUUGUAGCAAUGAUACAAUAAAGCCAAACAUAAUUGCACUCUGCAAUGCUAGGGCCACACUGUGCUAGGGGCUUGUGUUGAAAACUUCUGUCAUGAUUUGUAACAUUAUCUCAUUCUGGAAAAUAAAACGAGGAUGUGAUGCCUCAAUUUUGAAAUUA
Sesamum indicum (sesame) is the source of this 1379-nucleotide messenger RNA. RefSeq names its product triosephosphate isomerase (gene TIM). Lineage: Eukaryota; Viridiplantae; Streptophyta; Magnoliopsida; Lamiales; Pedaliaceae. The record is from RefSeq and is a predicted model, not a curated record. Gene Ontology annotation, cellular component: cytosol. Gene Ontology annotation, molecular function: triose-phosphate isomerase activity. Gene Ontology annotation, biological process: glycolytic process; glyceraldehyde-3-phosphate biosynthetic process; gluconeogenesis.